Messenger RNA from Branchiostoma belcheri (Belcher's lancelet), 9147 nucleotides. RefSeq lists its product as uncharacterized. The record is from RefSeq and is a predicted model, not a curated record. The transcript has 54 exons. NCBI's taxonomy places the organism in Eukaryota, Metazoa, Chordata, Leptocardii, Amphioxiformes, Branchiostomatidae. Gene Ontology annotation, molecular function: protein binding; calcium ion binding. The coding region runs from base 1 to 9147 and encodes 3048 amino acids.
AUGGAGGCGGGUGUGGCUACUAUUCUGGUAGCUGUGCUUCUUGGUCUGAUGUACACUUCGGUUGGCGGGGACCUAUGUGCCACGCCUCACGAAAACCGGGUGGACUGCGGCUGGGCUGGCAUUGCUCCAGGAGAGUGUACCGGACUGGGAUGCUGCUAUGAUGAUUCAGUUUGGGACACAAUAUGGUGUUUUCCCAAGAUGGACGAAGAUGAGUGCGCCACUGCAAAUGGCGGCUGUGCACAUCUCUGCACGAACACAGAUGGAAGUUUCUUCUGUUCCUGUUUUGCUGGUUACAGCCUGAAUGGCGAUGGGUUCUCGUGUGACGACGUGAAUGAAUGUGCUUCUGCAAAUGGCGGAUGUGCACAGACUUGCACCAACAACGUGGGGAGUUUCCAGUGUUCUUGUGGAGUUGGCUACAGUCUUAAUACCAACGGGUACUCAUGUGACGACGUGAACGAAUGUGGUUCUGCGAACGGCGGAUGUGCCCAGACUUGCACCAAUACCAUCGGGAGUUUCCAGUGCUCUUGUGGGGCUGGUUACACCCUGCAUGGCGGUGGGCUGUUGUGUAACGACGUGAAUGAAUGCUCCUCUGCGAAUGGCGGCUGUGCAGAGACUUGCACCAACAGCCCCGGGAGUUUCCAGUGUUCUUGUGGAGUUGGCUACAGUCUGAAUACCAAUGGGUACUCAUGUAACGGUAAGUAUGUAUACGUGAAUGAAUGUGCUUCUGCUAACGGCGGCUGUGCGCAGACUUGCACAAACAACGUGGGGAGUUUCGUGUGUUCAUGUGGAGUUGGAUACACUCUGAAUGCCGGUGGGCUGUUGUGUGACGACGUGGAUGAAUGCGCAGUUGGCAAUGGUGGCUGUACCCAGGCUUGCUCAAACACUGUCGGAAGUUUCGAGUGUGGCUGUGGGGGUGGCUACACCGUAGAUACCGGCGGGUUGUGUCACGACGUGAAUGAAUGUGCUUCUGCUAACGGUGGAUGUGCCCAGACUUGCACUAACAACGUGGGGAGUUUCGUGUGUUCAUGUGGAGUUGGCUACACUCUGCAUGCCGGAGGGCUGCUUUGUGAUGACGUGGAUGAAUGUGCCUCUGCGAAUGGCGGGUGUGCCCAGGCUUGCACCAACACCAUCGGGAGUUACAACUGUGGUUGUGGGCCUGGCUAUACUUUGAAUGGACAGACGUGUGACGACGUGGAUGAGUGCGCUACUGCUAACGGCGGUUGUGAGCAGACGUGCACUAACAACAUCGGCAGUUUUGUGUGUUCGUGUUCAGCUGGGUAUAACUUGAACAUUGACGGCUUUACAUGUGGCGCCGCAGCAUGUCCCGUGUUAUCAGCCCCUACAAACGGUGCAGUGACUGGAACUAACUUCUAUCAAGAUGUGGCAACGUUCACGUGUGAUACUGGAUACGACCUUGUGGGAAGUUCUUCAUUAACUUGCCAAGCUGAUACCACGUGGAGCGGAGCAUCCCCUACUUGCACAGGUAUGACAUGUCCGCUGCUGACAGCUCCUGCAAAUGGUGCAGUAAUUGGAACCAAUUUCUAUCAAGACGUGGCAACGUUCACGUGUGAUACUGGAUACGAUCUUGUAGGAAGUUCCACAAUAACUUGCCAAGCUGAUGCUACAUGGAGUGGGGCCGCCCCAACAUGCACACGGAAGGAGUGCCCACUACUGACAGCUCCUACAAACGGUGCAGUGACAGGAUCAAAUUUCUAUCAAGACGUGGCAACGUUCACGUGUGAUUCUGGAUACGACCUUGUAGGAGGUUCCACAAUAACUUGUCAAGCUGAUGCCACAUGGAGUGGAGCUGUUCCAACAUGCACACGCAAUCAGUGUCCGCUACUGACAGCUCCUACAAACGGAGCAGUGACUGGAUCUAACUUCUAUCAAGACGUGGUAACGUUCACGUGUGAUUCUGGAUACAACCUGGUAGGAAGUUCUACAUUAACUUGCCAAGCUGAUGCCACAUGGAGUGCGGCCGCCCCAACAUGCACACUCAAUCAGUGUCCGCUACUGACAGCUCCUACAAACGGAGCAGUGACUGGAACUAACUUUUAUCAAGACGUGGCAACGUUCACGUGUGAUACUGGAUACAACCUUGUAGGAAGUUCUACAUUAACUUGUCAAGCUGAUGCCACAUGGAGUGGGGCCACUCCUACAUGCACACGUAAUGAGUGUCCGCUACUGACAGCUCCUACAAACGGUGCAAUGACUGGAUCUAAUUUCUAUCAAGACGUGGCAACGUUCACGUGUAAUUCGGGAUACAACCUUGUUGGGAAUCCCACAAUAACCUGCCAAGCUGAUACCACAUGGAGUGGAACCGUCCCAACAUGCCAACGCAAGCAAUGCCCAGUACUGACAGCCCCUGCAAACGGUGCGAUGACUGGAUCAAAUUUGUAUCAAGACGUGGUACAGUUCACGUGUGGUUCUGGAUACGAUCUUGUAGGGAAUCCUUCAAUAACUUGCCAAGCUGAUGCCACAUGGAGUGGGGCCGUCCCUACAUGCCAACGUAAGCAGUGCCCGCUACUGACAGCUCCUGCAAACGGUGCAAUGACUGGAUCAAAUUUUUACCAAGAUGUGGCACAGUUCACGUGUGAUACAGGUUACGAUCGUGUAGGAAAUGCUGCAGUAACUUGCCAAGCUGAUGCCACAUGGAGUGGAAACGUCCCAACAUGCACACGCAAGCAAUGCCCGCUACUGACAGCUCCUGCAAACGGUGCAGUGACUGGAUCUAACUUCUAUCAAGACGUGGCAGCGUUCACGUGCGAUUCUGGAUACGACCUGGUUGGGAAUCCUGUAUUAACAUGCCAAGCUGAUGCUACUUGGGAUUUAACCGUUCCAAUAUGCACACGCAAGCAAUGCCCUGUACUGGCUGCUCCUUUGAACGGUGCAAAGAUUGGAUCUAACUUCUAUCAAGACGUGUUGCAGUUUACGUGUGGCACUGGAUACAAUCUUGUAGGGAAUCCCUCAAUAACAUGCCAAGCUGAUGCCACAUGGAGUGGGGCCGUCCCAACAUGCCAACCGGUGGAGUGCCCUCUACUGACAGCUCCUGUAAACGGUGGAAUGACUGGAUCCAAUUUCUAUCAAGACCUGGUGCACUUCACAUGCAUUCCUGGAUACGAACUUGUUGGAAGUUCUUCCUUAGCAUGUCGAGCUGAUGCCACAUGGAGCGGAACCGUCCCAACAUGCACACGUGUGCAGUGCCCAGUGUUGCCGUCUCCCAUGAAUGGUGUUACGACUGGCCCCAACUUCUACAUGGACACGGUUCACUUCACGUGUAACUUAGGAUAUUAUCUGAUCGGAGAUUCCAGUUCCACCUGUCGAGCAGAUCAAUCUUGGAGCAACAACGUCCCUUCAUGCAGCGACAUCAAUGAAUGUUCAGCUGCAAAUGGUGGCUGUGACCAUGUGUGCACCAACACCAUCGGUACAUUUCACUGCUCCUGCGUAACUGGCUACAAUUUGAAUGCAGACGGUGCUUCUUGUGAUGACAUCAAUGAAUGUAACUUUGGAAACGGUGGCUGUCAACAAAACUGUAUCAACCUCAUCGGAAGCUUCCACUGCUCCUGUGGGAUUGGCUACGAGUUAAAUAGUGAUGGUUUCUCCUGUGAUGACAUUAACGAAUGCCUGUCUGCAAACGGUGGCUGUCAGCAGAUAUGUACUAAUGUCAUCGGAAGUUUUCAGUGCUCGUGCCUGAUUGGCUACCUCCUAAACAUCGAUGGGUUUACUUGUGACGACGUGGAUGAAUGUGGUGCUGGAAAUGGUGGAUGUGAGCAGACUUGUACCAAUCUUAUCCCGAGUUUCCAAUGUUCGUGUGGUGUUGGCUACAACCUGAAUGUCAACGGGUUCUCAUGUGAUGACCUGAAUGAAUGCUCAAAUGCAAACGGUGGUUGCGAGCAGACUUGUACCAACACCGUCCCCGGUUUUCAGUGUUCGUGUGGAAUCGGCUUCAACUUAAAUGGAAAUGGGCUUUCCUGUGACGAUAUAAACGAAUGCAAUACUGCCAAUGGCGGUUGCUCCCAGGUUUGCAACAACACCAUCGGUAGUUAUGACUGCUUCUGUCGCACAGGAUACGAGCUGAAUGUCGACGGGUUUGCCUGUGAUGACAUAGAUGAAUGUGACACUGCAAACGGAGGCUGUGGGCAGUUCUGUACCAAUACUGUGGGAAACUUCAGCUGUUACUGUGCACCUGGCUACAGUCUGCAGGUGGACAGUUUUGCAUGUGAUGGGCUCCCGCCUCCUACCAAUGUGACCUUUAGUCUGGACAGCCGUGAGUCGGUCACUGUACAUUGGUCACAGCCUGGUCAGACCGUGGUGCUGGGCUACAGGGCGUGGCUGACAGACAAGGAAACCAUGUCCGUCACAUCUUCACGGCAUCUUCCUCAGUCAGCUACUGCGGCUACCUUCACGUCUCUAGCUCCUGCUACAGAGUAUGUGGUGUCAGUAAGCUGUGUCAGCGCGUUCUUCGAGGGACCACUAACUGAAGUAACAUUCGUAACAGAGACCGACCCUCCAGUGCGACUAUUUGUGGACGGCAUACUUUUUGACAGUUUGGCCCUGUUUUGGACCCCGCCAGUUGCCAGGCUUAUAGGCUACGAGCUCACGUUCGGCAGCAUAGAACAACACAGGAGACGACGAUCCACAGUUUCUGUCACCCUUCCUGCUAACAGUGAUAACUAUCUGAUCCAGGAUCUGGUCCCUGCCACUCAGUACGUGUUCAGCUUGACGGCGGUCAGUCGUUUUGGGCGGAGCACAACAAUAACAUUAACGGGCAUAACAGGCACUGAUCCACCAUCUGACCUGAAAGUUCACAAGGUUUCCUCCACCUGGCUGUAUGUGAAAUGGACACCACCUGUCGCAGCUGUUGUCUCUUAUCACCUGGAGGUAAUAGAACCUUCAAGCCAGGUCGAGAUGCACUUUAGCAUAGCCCCUUCUUUAACUGAUUUCAACGUAACGAAUCUCAUCCCAACGACAAAGUACACCAUCCGGAUUGUAGCCGUCAGCGUGUACGGACGCAGUGUCAACAUUGAGACCUUUGGUAGCACAGAUUCUACAACAGAUUUAAAACGAUUUGUGUUGGAGGAACUCGAAACGACAACGAUGUCUCCUGGAACAGUUAACGGCUAUGGCAGCGGGGUGCGCCAUACUAUAACAACGGCACUUAGUCUCUUCCAAAGGAUUAAACGUCUGGAAUAUCAAGUGGCUCAGUCCUUGCGAGAAGGAACAUCUUCGGAAAAUACCUUCAGCAUCAUAAGAGAAAUCCAUGAUCUGUUCAGAAUGGACACAUUCCCAGUGUCGUCAACUGACUUUCUUAUUGAACUGGAAGCAGCUAUAGAACUGUACAGCAAAUCUUCUGAACUUAUAAGAGCGUCACAGGGGACAAAAAUAUCAACGAUGGAGAAGAUGAAUGAUGUUGUAGUACACACGGUUUCCCGACUGGUACAAAUGCUGCCUGUCGGAAAUGCGACCAUUUUUGACACUUCUGUGGAUCUUUUCAAAAUGGACGUCAUCGAUGUCAACUCACCAGACGUUUCUCCUAAACGGCAGCUAAAGAACAUAAAAGACAAUCAAUCGAAAUUUCAGCAGCAGCUUCGCAAAGCUGCUUUGUCUUUGACGGAAUCCAUUGACAGGGUGGGAGACGCUUUGCUGGCAAUUUUGCCGAAUGGGAAGAGCUACUAUAGCGCAUUUAAAGCUGACAAUGUCAUAGAAUUGGUGUCAAGAUUCACUAGUAACAACGUGGUACUCCGUGAGGGUGAAGUCAACAUCUCAGCUUAUGUCACAGACUGUUCAGUAAAUGACAGUACAGAUGCUACGAUGAUAAUAAUGGAGAGAAACCUGUUUUCCUGGAAUACAUCCACAAUUGGACAAAAUGUCACCACACCCAUCAUCAUAAUUUCGUUGGGAGAUCGACACAUUGACAACUGCAGUAUGCAGGUGGACCUGGAGACACCUAUAGCUUUAGAACUAACAGAUCAACCGAGACGUAAACGCAGCGCCCUGCAGGAAGGAGGAUUUGGUGGGACGCAGUUAACAGUUAGUGGGGCACGGACAGGCAACAUGACGAUGGCGCAGUAUGCGUUCGACGUCGCUGCGGCUACAGUUGUGGUUGUGAUGCAGCUGUCGUGGUGGGAUCACGCUGCAGCCUACAGGGUCUUCUUCCGUUACGACUCACUGCCGACAGAGGAGCUGUAUGACGACAUGAACAUCGCCAAGGAGGAAGAUGUUGUUCUAGCCUGGCACAGAGGAACAAGGAGCCUGCGGACAUGGAUACCUAACAUCGAGCAACGGCGAGGGAAACUGUACGUGGGGAUACAGACAGCAGGACCUGGUCUCCAAACUGCACCUUCGCCUAGAGAUUACGAACUGCGGGCAUCAACAGUCCACUUGGAUCUUUCCAAUAGCGCCAUCAGAUGCAAUUGCAGCUUCCCCAGGCUGAAGGCAGUCAUUGGUGCCAGCGUACACUUUCCUCCAAAUUCUAUUGACUUCGACAAAGUCUUUGGAAAUCCAAACAUCCUGACGGAAAACAACAUUGUGUUUUACGCGGUUAUCGGGGAGUGGGCUCUCUAUAUCUUGUUGAUGAUCAUUCUGAAUGUGAAUUUUCAGCGUCUUCGAGAAAUGAUGAGUCGGAACUCAGCAGCUCCCAAGAGGAAGUUGCCACAAUUGUCCAUCCUGCCACCAGACAGGAUGCCAGCCCCAUAUCUGUACCAGAUCACCGUCAAUACGGGCUCUAUGUUUGGUUCCGGCACAUCGUCACGUGUUGGGUUCCAAAUAUUCGGCUCAAGGUGCAAAACCGCGGCCAAAACGUUGAAUUCUACUGGAGAAUCAUUGGUGCGUGGAGGAUCCUAUGACUUCAUUAUGCCCAUGAAGAACCCACUGGGCCGUUUGGAAAUACUACAUAUCUGGCACGACAACACUGGUGGUGGUGACGCCGCGUCCUGGUUCUUAAGAGACAUAAUUGUAAAGGACAUGCAGACGGAGUCUGACUUCUCCAAGGCAGAACGCCUUUCCUGUUGCUGGGCUAUUGUAAACAGUAUGAUGGUGGCCAGCGCCAUGUGGUUCAGGGAUGACAACGAUGAUCCCACCAGAGACAUCGUGUAUAACUUGGGAUUUAUUCAGUUCACGUUACAGAUAUUUAUCCUGGCGCUCAUAGCUGCGUUAAUCUGUAACCCAACACCUUCCAACAAGCAGAGGACGUAUGAUAUCAGGGAGGAAGAACUACAUGUGCACCUUUUGGGCCACAAAGCACCAGAGAAAGUUUACCCACCUGAAGCUACCUCCGUGCAAAAGAUGAAAAGGAAAAACCAGCAGCGGCAAAAGUUUUUCGUGCUCCUGCAGAACGCCAGCGUCCUGUUCCUGUUUGUCGCUGUUCUGUUCUUCAUUAGCCAGCAGGAUAAAGACCCGUCUGCUUACCACGCAUCGCAGACGCUGUCCAGCAGGCUCACAGAGGACUUCGACUCGAUCACGACUCCUGAAGACUUCUGGAGCUGGACUGAGGGAGUCAUGUUGCCUGUGUUAUACCCCUCCUUCUGGUAUAACGGGUGGAAGAUGAAGUAUCUAGACCGGCAGUUUCCACUUUAUACCGAGGCCUUCAGAAUCGGCCCGCCACGACUUACUCAAAUCAGGGCGGCACCAGCUACAUCCACCAUGACUGCUCUUCAGCAUAACCACUGGAUCGACAAAUAUACAAAGCGUCUUGAUCUGGAACUGUCCUUCUACUAUCCCUCUCGUAAACUAUUCAGCACAUUGAAACUGACCGUAAUUUGGGAGAGUAUCGGUCAUUUUUCAACAUCUACAGCUGUAGGAAUACACAGGCUUUUCCAGUAUGAAAACGUAUCUGAUUAUGGCGUAAUGACUGCCCACAUUCUCUUCAUAAUGUUGUUUCUGGUCCGCCUCAUCAAUGAUGGGAUAGCUAUAAAGAAUGAAGGGAUCAAGUAUUUUGGUUCCAUCUGGAAUCUGAUGGCGUCUUUGAGCUUACUUGGAUCUGCAGCCGCCAUCUGUAUCUUUGGAAUAAGGCACCACUUCGCAUCUGCAACUCUGGACAGGAUAGUGGAGGCGACAGGUGAACUUGGAAUAGAAAAGUUUGUCGACUUUGAGUCAACGUUUUGGUGGGAUGAUGCCUUCAAGUACGUGCUUGCCGCUGUGGUGUUUGUUGACACAUUGGCACUACUCCGCAUGGUCAAGUUUAACAAGACCAUCGCUCAUUUCCUUGCUCUGCCCGGUGCCAUGAAGAACGACCUGAUCGGGUUUUCAGUUGUGAGCGCCAUAGCUUUCAUGGCCUUCAGCUCGUCAGGAAUGAUUGUAUUUGGCACACACUUGAAGGCCUUCAGCAACGCCAUACACACAAAUUUCGCCUUGUUUGAGAUGUUGUUGGGCAGGUUUGUUGCUCAGGAGAUAUUGGAGGCAAACCGAUAUGUCGGCCCGGUCUACUUCACUUUCUUCAUGAUUUGUAUCUUCAUAAUUCUCGUCAACUUCCUCGUGACCAUCAUCUGUGAUGCCAUCGCUUCUGGUGACUCCAUUGAUGACGACUAUGACCAGGAUCUGGUAGACUACAUCUGGACAAGCUUCAAGGAAAUGUUAGGGAUUCACUCUCCCCCAACGACUGAUAUAACAAAAACAGAUGAAGACAAGCUCUCCGAGCUGAAUGCAAACUUGCGAAAGAUAGAGGACUCUUUAGAUGACACUUUAGAUGUCACAAAGUGUCUGUGGCCAAAGAUUAAGACCGGAUUCAGGGUGUCAACCUCGCCUGUCACACCACGACAUCUCUCUGCUACGCUGUCUUCUGACACAUGUCAGAUGAUUCAGGAGGAAUCUACAUUACUGACUAGUCCAGCCGUAUCUGGUGAUCAAGAACAGGCCCAAUGUCUCCUCAAAGCUCAUGAGGACGAUGCUGCCAGGCUGCAGGAAUUACAAAGCGAGAGCAGGCGGCGUGCAGAGGCGAUCCUCCAAAGAAAACUAGCAGAGAGAAGAAGGAAAGAGCGCGGUGGGAAGGAACAGACCAUCGUGGAGACGGCACAGGACCUGAUGCAGCAACACGCAGCUGAUGAGGAACGGUUAGAAAAACGACAAGCAAGAUCAAGACGCAUGUUUGAGAGCAAACUGCGACAGAAGUUGGCGGCGCGCCGCGUACAAAAGAAGUACAAUGUAGAGUGA